AUGGAGGUCCUGAGAGAGAAAGUGGAGGAGGAGGAGGCGGCCGAACGUGAGGAAGCUGCUGAAAGGGCAGACUGGGCUGAAAAGAUGGAGAAGCUGAAGCCAGCGAGCAAAGAGGGAACCAUCCUGACACAGGAGGAACUGCAAGACUUGGAGAAACAGCUAGCAGCCAUCCGGGUCCCAACCUCUUCCGAGAUGAUCAUAAACAAGGCCCUCAUCGAUAUCACCAAGCUGCCCCCUUCCUACACCUCCAACUCGCCCAAGGAGGAGCACCUGCUGCAGGUGGCAGAAAACUUCUCCCGCCAGUACAGCCACCUGUGCCCAGACCGCGUGCCUCUCUUCUUGCACCCGCUAAAUGAGUGCGAAGUGCCUAAGUUCGUGAGCACAACGCUGAGACCUACGCUGAUGCCCUACCCUGAACUCUACAACUGGGAUGGCUGCGCCCAGUUUGUGUCUGACUUCCUCACCAUGGUUCCUCUGUCUGACCCACUCAAGCCGCCCACACACCUCUAUUCCUCCACCACCGUGCUCAAGCUCCAGAAGGGGAACUGCUUCGACUCCAGCACCCUGCUCUGCUCCAUGCUCAUUGGCUCUGGCUACGACGCCUACUGCGUCAAUGGCUAUGGCUCACUGGACCUGUGCCUCAUGGACCUGACAAGGGAAGUGUGUCCACUCACCUUGAAGGCCAAGGAGAUAGUCAAGGAGAAAGAGAAGACAGUGCCUAAGAAAUACGCCAUCAAGCCGCCCCGGGACCUGAGCAGCAGGUUUGAGCAGGAGCAGGAGGACAAGAGACUACAGGCAAUUAAGGACCAAGAAGAGAAGCGGCUUAAGGACGAGGAAGAUCGCCUCCUGGCGGCGGAGAAGUCGAAGCCCGACCCCCUGCACGGCCUGCGGGUGCACUCCUGGGUCCUGGUGCUGGCCGGGAAGCGGGAGGUGCCCGAGUGCUUCUUCAUCGACCCGCUGACGGGGCGCAGCUACAGUACCAAGGACGAACACUUCCUGGGCAUCGAGAGCCUCUGGAACCACAAGAACUACUGGAUCAACAUGCAGGACUGCUGGAACUGCUGCAAGGAUUUGGUCUUUGACCUGGGAGAUCCUGUGAGAUGGGAGUACAUGCUCUUGGGGACCGACAAGGCUCACCUGUCCUUGACUAAUGAAGAUGAUGAAGGAAUGGAUGAUGAUGAUGACGACGAUACAGUCAAAGAGGAAGAUGAUAAGAGCUUCGACAUGCCACCUUCAUGGGUCUCCCCGAUUGAGAUCACCCCGGAUGAGUUUGAGACCCGGUGCCCCAGUGGGAAGAAAGUGAUUCAGUACAAGAAGGCACAGGUGGAGAAGUGGUCCCCGUACCUCAACAGCAACGGCCUGGUGUGUCGCCUCACUACCUAUGAGGACCUACAGUGCACCAAGGUUCUGGAGGUAAAGGAGUGGUACCAGAACCGGGAGGAUAUGCUGGAGCUGAAGCACAUCAACAAGAUCACAGGCCUGCAUGUGGACUACUUCAAGCCGGGCCAUCCUCAGUCUCUGCGUGUGCACUCCUAUAAGUCUAUGCAGCCUGAGAUGGACCGAGUCAUGGAGUUCUAUGAAAACAUCCGUGUGGACGGCCUGCAAAAGCGGGAGGAGACCCCCUUAACAAUGACAGAGUACUUCCAGGGGCGCUCAGACUUCCUGUCCUAUCGCCACAUUAUCUUUGGACCCAGAAUUAAGAAGCUCACCCCGAAUAGCGCAGACUCCAACCCAAGACCCGUGGUGAAAAUCACAGAGCGGUUCUUCCGCAAUCCAGAGAAGCUUGCGGAUGAAGACGUUGCCGAGCGCGUGUUUCUGAUCCAGGAGGAGCGCAUCCAGCUCCGCUACCACUGCCGCGAUGACUACAUCACCGCCUCCAAGCGGGAGUUCCUGCGGCACAUGGAGGUGGACAGCAAAGGCAACAAGAUCAUCAUGACUCCCGACAUGUGCAUCAGCUUCGAGGUGGAGCCAAUGGAGCACACCAAGAAACUUCUCUACCAGUAUGAGACCAUGAUUCACCUGAAGCAAGAAGAAAAGCUGUCCCGACAUCAGGCCUGGGAGUCAGAGCUCGAGGUGCUGGAGAUCUUGAAGCUUCGGGAAGAGGAGGAUGAGGCGCAUAAUCUGACCGUUUCCAUCUAUGAUACCAAACGCAAUGAGAAGAGCAAGGAGUAUCGGGAGGCCAUGGAGCGUGUCAUGCAUGAGGAGCACAUGCGGCAGGUGGAGACCCAGCUGGACUACCUGGCCCCGUUCCUGGCACAGCUCCCUCCAGGCGAGAAGCUAACACGCUGGCAGGCGCUGCGUCUCAAGGACGAGUGUCUCAGCGACUUCAAGCAGCGCCUCAUCGACAAGGCUAACCUCAUCCAGGCUCGCUUUGAGAAGGAGACCCAGGAGCUGCAGAAGAAGCAGCAGUGGUACCAGGAGAACCAGGUAACCUUAACGCCGGAGGAAGAAGACCUGUACCUGAGCUACUGCUCUCAGGCCAUGUUCCGUAUCCGCAUCUUAGAACAGCGGCUCAAUCGGCACAAAGAGCUGGCUCCACUGAAGUACCUGGCGCUGGAGGAGAAGCUCUACAAGGACCCACGCUUGGUAGACUUUGUCAAAGUCUUUGUUUAAUGGCCCCUCAUGGGACCACAGCAGGCGCUGCCAGAGAACAGAAUCCCACCCUUCUCCCCAGCCACUGUGACCCCACACCAGCCUCACUGCCACCCCGGAUCCCUACCCCUCCUACUCUCCCUCAAAUAAACAUA
Messenger RNA from Psammomys obesus (fat sand rat), 2747 nucleotides. RefSeq names its product dynein regulatory complex subunit 7 (gene Drc7). Gene Ontology annotation, biological process: flagellated sperm motility. The coding region runs from base 1 to 2613 and encodes 870 amino acids. Gene Ontology annotation, cellular component: motile cilium. Lineage: Eukaryota; Metazoa; Chordata; Mammalia; Rodentia; Muridae. The transcript is spliced from 17 exons. The record is from RefSeq and is a predicted model, not a curated record.